GGAAUAUCCUCAACAUCAGAAGACUGAACCCAUGCCACCAAGGGUAAACACUGCUCAGCGUCGUCUCCUCAAGGAGUAUCAACAGCUUACAAAGGACUGUCCGGAGGGAAUUGUCGCAGGCCCAGUGUCUGAAGACAACCUAUUUGUAUGGGACUGCUUGAUUGAAGGACCAAAGGAUACUCCUUAUGAGAAUGGGGUGUUUCCUGCUCGUCUUACGUUUCCUACAGAUUAUCCACUCUCACCACCAAAACUUGUGUUCACACCGUCCAUUUUACACCCUAAUAUCUAUGCAAACGGAGAAGUCUGUAUAUCCAUCCUACACCCACCUGGUGAAGAUCCGUUGCAGUACGAAAGACCUGAGGAGCGUUGGUCCCCAGUGCAGAAUGUUGAGAAGAUCUUACUCAGUGUAAUGAGUAUGCUCAGUGAGCCAAAUGUUGAGAGUGGUGCCAAUAUUGAUGCCUGUGUGCUAUGGAGAGACAAUAGAGAAGAGUUCGAAAGAAGGGUUCGAGCAGAUGUUCGUAAGAGUCUUGGAUUAUAGAACUGGGUGUUACAUGGUAGAAGAUGGAAUUGUUAAUAAACUCUGAACUAAUUACAUGUUAUGUACAAUGAGCCCUGAGUUAUAGAUUAUUUUUGGUCUUCGUUCACUUUAGCCAGUCUCUUAGAGUGAUUUCUAUAUUCUAAUGGCUCGUCAAGGAAACGAAGGAGUUUCUGGAAUGCAUUCUUUGGUUCACUAUCGCACGUUUCCUCGUUGGACUCCAUCGCAUUCUGAUCAUCGCCCAAGUAGUAGUUCUUCUGGAACAAUGAAAAGACAAAUGAAAUACACGUGACUCCAAU
Williopsis jadinii is the source of this 834-nucleotide messenger RNA. It is a transcript of the gene UBC7, whose product is annotated as E2 ubiquitin-conjugating protein UBC7. The record is from RefSeq and is a predicted model, not a curated record. The transcript is spliced from 2 exons. Bases 32 to 538 code for a protein of 168 amino acids. Gene Ontology annotation, cellular component: cytosol; endoplasmic reticulum. Lineage: Eukaryota; Fungi; Ascomycota; Saccharomycetes; Phaffomycetales; Wickerhamomycetaceae.